Molecule: messenger RNA, 285 nt
Organism: Letharia columbiana
Lineage: Eukaryota; Fungi; Ascomycota; Lecanoromycetes; Lecanorales; Parmeliaceae
Exons: 1
Coding region: 1-285 (94 amino acids)
Source: RefSeq, a predicted model, not a curated record
AUGUACAUGGCUACAUGCAUUCUAUCGCGUCACAGGACUACGGCUUCGGGGGGAAGCCGGAAACCUGCGUUAACGGUCGAUCAGGGUUUCAACAACAAUACGGAGACCAUUUUGCAUGAGCCUUCUGGAAGCGAGCUCCGAUCGGGAGACAGGACUGCAUUACAAAAAGCCCGCUACUUUGCUACACCUCAUUCGGCCAGAGUUGAGAGAUCUAUCGGAGAAAAGGGCUUUCAGCAGCCAGCAACUCCAGAAUCGCUUCUCCUAACUCAGUUCUACGAAAGGUAG